GGCUGAUUUAAGCGAUGCAGCGGCAGGGAGAGAUGGAUCGAUCAGUCAUCAGUCACACACAGACACACUCAAAUCAUCGCCAGAGCAAGAACUCAUCGCAAAAAUGCACAGCACAUGACAUGCUCUGUUCGAGCAAUUCAUCCACAUACCCACCACACGAAGAGAAAGAACAGACAGACAUGCACACAACACACGCACGCCACACAAGACUGACUCACAGACAGAAAACACAUGGACAGGACACCCUACCCUACAGGCCUCUCUGGUCUGAGCUGAACCUUUCUUUGCAAACGUUUUGACUGCCUGCAGGUCAUCCCGCGGCCACAACUGCACCCACUGGCUGAGUCUCCACCGAAGCAUCAUCGUCUUCCUCGGGCCGGCUCACGCUGCUGCUGCCCUUGUGGUCGCCAUCGCCUUCUGCCGCCUGCCACUCGCCUCUCGCCGCCUGGCCUGCUAUCUCGAGCUCCUUCAAAUAGAGACCUGCCAUCUCGUCCAGCUGCAAAGCGCCUUUCCCCCUGCACAACUCCAGCAAAGGCAGCUGCAGACAACAAGAGAGAGAGACAAUGGCAUGGCACACACGGAUCCGAUCGUCACGGCUGUGUAUCCAUGCAUCCAUGCAUCCUUUCACACCUGUAAUGCCUGGCUCCAUGAGAAGGACAGGUUCCACGGCCCGCUCCCUUUGGCCUUUUUCAGCCGAUUGAUCGCGUUCAGCCUCGCCGCGGCCGCCGUCAGGUCUUGCCCGCCGCUCAGGUAAUUGGCCCCCUUCAUGGCAACCGGGAAGGACUGUUCGAGGACGAACAGGUUGGCCUCAGCGAUCUCGUCCACUGUGUAGGGCUUCGGACAGUCUCUGCCAGGGUUGACGAUGUUGGGCUUCAGAGUGGAGCCUUGCAGAUAGACGCCGUGGUCGACCAUGGCUUUGAACAACCCACUCUGCACUCUGAUAUUGACCUCGACGGCAAUCUCCAGGCCGUGAGAGCCGGAAAGGGAUAUAUCAGGCUCUACGAUCGGCAUCAGGCCCUCCGACUGGCAGAUCAACGCAUAACGCGCCAGGUCCUGCAUGUUGGCUCGAAUGGCCAGGUCGGUGGGGCAGCCCUUCGCCACAUCAAUCACCAAAGGGCUCCGCCACCUGCACGCCACGCACCACAGCAGCAGCCACGUGACGUGUCGAGAGGCCACAUCCACGAGAAGAGAAGCACACAUUCACUGCACUGAUGAGAUGCAGUCUUCUCUUCUGCUUUUCUUUUGCUCACUUGGCGAAUCUGGCACCCAUUUUGUAGUAUUCGCGACAUCGGACGGCCAGCGAGUCAAGGCCUUGCAUGACAGUGUCACCAUUGGUGCCAGGCAAUGUGUAGACCUUCAGGUGGGGCUUCACGCCGGGACAGAUCCCGCGAGACGCCAAGACGUCGGCGAACAGACGGCCGUCGGUACUGCUCUUCUGAUAAAGCGUCUCGGGAUCCUGCAGAAGAACGAGAAAUCGGUAAGCCGAGCCCCUGAUGCUUUUCCGUCUUUUCUUGACCAGUAUGGCUGCGGAGAGGUACUCGUCCGCCCCUGGCGCUUCGAAGAGCAUCUGUCUGUAUGCUCGCCGGGUCUCCUCAUCGUUGGCGAUGCCCACCGCAUCAAAGCGAGCCUGCGUUCAUUCAUCACACGGUCACACCCACAAAGUCACACGGUGUUGAUAACUGCUUGGUGUGUGUGUGGCUGCUCAUCAGUACACCGAUUGUGGCCGGUCCCUCAUCACAUGCAGUUAUCCCUUUGCCUGGCGUGGCCACGGCCGCAGCAGUCCGCUGAAGCUCGGCCCUCUCCUGCACACCACACACCACACACCACACACCACGCACUUGGCAAGCGUCGUACCAGAGAUGCGAUGAAUGAAUGAACGCCUACAGAUUCAGACAGAUGAGUGCCGCCGAUGGCCAUCCGGAGAGGCGACUGUCCACGCAAGGCGUUGUUUGUCAAUGUGCCGUCCCUGGCGUGGGAGAUCAGUGGUCCGCGCCUCCCAUGGUGACGGAUGAAAGCCUCACUGGUCGAGAGAAGUAUCGCCAGCGAAGCAAAAGAGAUUAGCAAAGCAGCAUCCAUGUUCCUCUAACGCCCUUGGGCCCUUCUGCG
Vitrella brassicaformis is the source of this 2106-nucleotide messenger RNA. NCBI's taxonomy places the organism in Eukaryota, Vitrellaceae. The record is from the annotation of a GenBank genome assembly.